AUGCCCGAUGCAGACAGAAGAGAUGUGCAGGGGAAGGGAUUUUUGAACCACAUGGCUGACCAGGAGCAAAGUCCCCUAGCUGGGAGAAGCAACCACGAUGGAAAACUGUCUCAGCCUGAGAAGAAGCUGCGAGAGGCAAUUUGUGUGCUGCUGGUGGAGCUGUGUGAGAGGUUCACGUUCUUUGGCAUCGUGUGCAACAUGAUCCACUUCUGCACCGUCAAACUCGGCUACCGCAACUACCAGGCAGCCAUGGCCAACAUGUGCUUCGUGGGCACCUCCAUGCUCACACCGGUGCUGGUGGGCUGGAUUGCAGAGUGCCUGGUGGGCAGGAUCAAGCUUGUGUGCAUCUGCAUGUUUCUACACUUCCUAGGCACAGCUCUAUUACCUGUCGUGUCAUUCCCCUUUGAAGACAUUUACAUCGACAGGCGGCAUGUUCUUCAUACACUCCCCAAAAGGGAGCAGAAAAUAGUGUUCUACUUUGCACUACUCACAGCUAGCCUGGGAAUAGGAGGCAUAAGAGCUAUAGUUUGCCCACUAAGUGCAUACAACCUUGAGGACUGUGGACCAAAGGAACUUCUUUCAUUUUUCAACUGGUUUUAUUGGCUGGUGAACUUAAAUUCAGCAGUUGUCUUUGUCAGCAUUUCUUACAUCCAGCAGUCUGUGGCCAGGAACCUUGGUUUUCUUAUCCCAUUUGUGUCUGGGAUUAUGGCUAUCGUCACGAUUCACAUGAUGAGGGGUGAAAUGAUUUACAAACCCAAAGCAGAGAGUUCCCUGCUGACGACUUUUGGGGUGAUUGGCAGUGCCCUGAAAACGCGCUGCGUGCGGCAUCGCUACCUCAGCGCAGGCGUGACAAACUGGCUGGAUCAUGCCAAGGAAAACCAUGGUGGCCAGUACAGUGAGAUUCAGGUGGAAAGCACCAAGUCCCUCGCCAGACUCUUCCCACUGUUUACUUUCCAGAUUCUGUACAGAACGUGCGUUAUGCAGAUUCCUUCAGGAUAUUAUCUCCAAACCAUGAAUUCCAACUUGCACUUCAGCGGAUUUGUCUUCCCAAUUGCAGCAAUGAAUGUGAUAAGCAUUGUGCCCCUACUGAUUCUUGUUCCUGUGUUGGAAUGCAUUAACUCCUCGUGUCUCUUUAGUUCCAAGGACACUGGACAUUCUCCAACAGUUUACAUUGUUGUAGGUCACUUAUCCGCUGCACUCUCCGUGAUGGUCGCUGGCUUCUCUGAAAUACACCGAAAGCAUUUCCCUCAGGUGGAGCAGACGCUUUCUGAGGAGGUUCUCCUGGUCUCCUCCAUGCCUUGCUUCCACUUAGCUCCUCAAUACAUCCUCCUUGGAGUGGCUGAAGCCUUGGUAACUCCCUCCUGCAACUGGUUUCCACACUUGCUGCAUGAAGGUAAAUUGGAGAGAUUCUUCUUCUUCUUGGCUUCCUUAAUGAUGGUGAACACCCUGGGGUUCUGGACCAUUGCACACAGAUACAACAAACUGCACGAGGAUUACACCAGUGAAUUCAGAGGAAGUCUUUCUGGAGAAAAACUUUUGAAGCAUGGAAAAGCCAUCAAGCAUUAUGAUACUGUCCUGGAAAGAUCUCCCAUUUUGUCUUCUAUGAAAAAAAUCUGAUAAAAUUUCACCCUUGUUUGACUAAAUUUUGAUUGUGUUAUCCACCAACUUUCUGAUGAUAAAUUACCUAGCAUACUUAAGCGGAACCACCAAUGUAUUUGUGAAUUAUCUGAUGAAUAACAAUGUUAUUUAUAAGUUUACAAAAUAGCAUUUGUCACGAGAUUUUGCCUUGUAGGAGGCUUAACUGUCAUAAUUCACACUGAGGAGAAGGAGAGCUCGCUGCUUGGCAUGGUUAAUGGGGAGAGGCUUUUAAUGUCUAUAUGGAGAUAGGUAUCCACAUAUAUUUGUACUUAGGAAUGGUUCGAAA
Molecule: messenger RNA, 1924 nt
Organism: Lepidothrix coronata (blue-crowned manakin)
Lineage: Eukaryota; Metazoa; Chordata; Aves; Passeriformes; Pipridae
Gene: SLC15A5
Product: solute carrier family 15 member 5
Exons: 8
Coding region: 1-1617 (538 amino acids)
Biological process (GO): transmembrane transport
Cellular component (GO): membrane
Molecular function (GO): transmembrane transporter activity
Source: RefSeq, a predicted model, not a curated record